Molecule: messenger RNA, 922 nt
Organism: Meloidogyne enterolobii
Lineage: Eukaryota; Metazoa; Nematoda; Chromadorea; Rhabditida; Meloidogynidae
Source: the annotation of a GenBank genome assembly
AUGGGCAUAAAAGUAACUGAAGAAAAGCUCAAGUCAACUGCUCAAAAUGUAGUUUUAAUUAAUGGACUAACUAAUGGAAUUUGGACAGCUAAAUUGGGGUACUUCAGUCUCUUGCCAGACGAGUAUCAGAAGAGACUUUCUGGGGUUACUGAUAUUGAAAUGGAAACUGUAACGGGAAUACAAACAAUUAGAAGUAAAAGACAAACAUCAAAUUCUACUAAAAAAUGCAACUACACAACAGAAUUUGAUGUUCGCGAUAAAUGGCCAAAAUGUUCUCCUUUCCUCAAUCACGUACCUGAUCAAGCUUUUUGUGGUUGUUGUUGGGCUAUGUCAACUGCUUCCGCCUACACAGAUCGCCAUUGUAUUGAGCGUGAUAAAAAGGGUCUGAGUACAUUACGUACUGCAAAUACUAUAUUUUCCUCGUAUGAAUUGCUUUCUUGUACAUCUGAAUACACAUCUAAUUCAUCUAAAUACAAAUCUAAUUAUGACUGUAGAGGGGGUUCGCCUUACAAAGCUUGGGAAUUGAUAAAAGUCAAUGGAAUUUGUACAGGAUCGGAUUAUUUAGGCGAAGGUGGCUGCAAACCAUAUCCGUUUGGACCUAAAAACUCAUUCCCUAUUCUCAAAGAUUGCUAUAAUAAGUGUACAAACAAAACAUGGGGAGUACCUUAUGAUGCUGAUAGAAAGAAUUACGGUAUUUUUUACAGUAUUUCCGUUUAAUACUUAUGUUCAGUAUCAUCUACUAGUACCUUAAAGGGAGAACAGGCUAUUAUAGACGAACUUAAUAAGAAUGGACCUGUAGUUGCUAUCUAUAAUGUCUAUAAGGAUUUUUAUUUUUACGCAAGUGGGGAGGAUGGAGUUUACUUUGUAAUAACGUUAUCGAGCAAAACAUGCACGAACAUUGUACUAGCUGCUCAGUAUUUUC